AAACUUUGCCAGCAGUAGCAUAAGUGGUUGCUCUCGUCUUGUCGUUCCUCAUUGCCCCAUGUCAUCUCUUCCCUCGGGUUGCCUCGUGGUACAUAAUUCACCGAGUGAGAGAGCGGCCCUGCCCCUGUUCUCAUAGCUGGCACUUGGCUGCGGUGAUAGCGAUGCGGUUACAAAAGCACCUAGUGCUAAACUCCAUAGCUAUAUUAGCAUGAAUCUAAGCUGCAAUUAUCAACGGGCACGUUUCUUCAAGUUCACGAAAUAACUCCAUCAAAUCGCUCCCGUCGCGCUGGCGGUUCCCUCAUCUUUCGUCUCCCCUAGGUCGCACCCUGACCUUGCAUAAUCCCCUCACAGUCACAACAUUCCAUGCCGCCAACACUCGUCCUUCCCGCGCAUAUCUGUCGCACCUGCCCUACUGUUACUCUCGCCACCCCCACCGCCACCGCCGGAACCGCCAUAACCGCCGAAAACAGCGCUCACCGUAGUGUAAGUAACCGGCCAAGUCAGCGCGACGGCAGCAUGGCCACGUCAGCCGACCGGUUUGUUGCUGAAGUUCGACGGUUAUGGCACCACCAACCGCUCUGGGCCAACCCUUCCCCGCCUCUGGCCCACCGUCCUCCUCCUCCAAUUCGACCUCCUCCGCUGCGCGCCAAGCCGGUCCUGGCUCCUCGACCAGUCGCGCCGGCGGCGGCGACAACAGCGGCGGCGUCGCGGUCACCUUCGUUUGCCUGCGACCGUGCGACAGUCCUGUCGCCGGCGACAGCACCAGCAUGUGUCGCAUAAACGCGGGGUUCUUGCCGCGAACGAUCAUGUGGGCUCCAGGCGGCGCCUUGCACGCUCUCUUGAGCUCCUCUGCCGCGGCAGCCGCUCUAGACUUCUCCCCCUCCGCCCCCGCCGCCGCCGGCGCCGCGGCUGCGGCUCUGCUGCCGGUGGAGGCGGUGGAGAUCUCGACGAUGCGUCGCACGGCGCUGCACAUGUCGCCUCUUCGACCGCUGGCGACGUUUCCGCUGGUGGACAAGAAGACGGGGCAGCUGUCGUGGAAGAUCGUAGGCAUCGCAAGCGACCAUCCUCUCGCCGCCGCCGCAGUAGACGCAUGUACGAAGCUCGGGCGAGCCGUAUGGAACCCUAGCAGUGGGCGCAAGGGCGGGGGAGAAUCUAGUAGCAGUGGGGCGCCGGCGGGAAAGAGCAGGCGGGGGGGGAGUUGGGACGGUAGGGAAUUGAAGGAUCAGGCCGUAGUAACAGUAGCGGGUAUAGUAUCGCGUUGGUUGAUUGAGGCUUAUGACCUUCUCGCAGCACUCAAUAACGAGCCAACGGGCGUGGCGGCGGGUGCUGAGAGCGCGGAGCAGCGGCGGCGGUGGCAGGUGGGGGAACGCGCGGUGGUAGCAGUGGCGGAAAACGCGCAUGUGACGUGGCAAGGCAUGGCGCAGCAGUCGCUUCUUGGGCAGGAAGGGGCAGGCGCGCGCGAAGUUGCGCCAAUGCUGAUGGCGCAAGGGGUGCAGUGGAUGGGGGCGGAGGCUCAGGCGCAGGCGCAAGGACACGGGCAAGCGCCAUGGGCGCACGCGGAAGGGGAGGGCUGGUGGGGGGGAGAAGGGACAUAUGGGAUGGGCGGGGAUGUGGAUAUAUGGUCCCACGGAGGCGGAGGGUCCCUGACCCCUAGUGGCGUUGCACCUUCAGGUGUUACUACACCUAUUGGUCUGACCCCUAGAAGCUUAACGCCAAACGGCUCAGCUGCUUUUCCCUUAGCUCCUCCCACUUUUAUGCAACUGCAGCAGCAGCAGCAACAGCAGCUGCAGCAGAUGAUGAUGGUGUGGAUGGCGCAGGAGAGUGAUGAGGGAAUGGACGAUGCAAACCCAGAGGAGGCGGAGGGGCAAGGAGAGCCGGAUGGGGUUGUAAGGCGCAAGUCAGGGGGGAAGGGGAAAGAGAAGGGGAAGGAGAGGGAGGUGGAGAAGGGAAAGGACAAGGAGAAGGUGAGAGAGAAGGAGAGAGACAUGAGUAAGGUGCGCAGGGUAGGUGAACGGGUGAUCAAAGAGAAGGGGAGAGGGAAAGAAAAGGAUAAGCGCAAGGAUGGAGAAGAGGAGGGAGAUAGGGGGAGGAGCAAGGAGAGAGAGAAAGGAAAUGGACAUGGGCAUGGGAAUGGGCACGGGCAGGGGCAAGCGUGCUCGCGAGGUGGGUAUGGCAGGAGCAGCAGCAGCGGCGGCGGCAGCAGCAGCAGCAGCAGCAGUGCGGUAGAGGAGUUGCAGAGGGCUCUUCAAGCGAGGUACGCUGCUGCGCUGGGGAAGAAGGAAGCCGAGCAAGACAGGCAAGACGAGCAAGACGGGCAGCAACUCGACUCAUCCGCUGCUCCUGCUGCUCGUGCUGCUCGUGCUGCUCAUACUCUUUCGCAUUCUCACCCUCACUCUCAUGCGUCUGCUCAUCCCCAUGGUGUUGGUGACGCUGAUGGCGAUGGGGACGGUGCUGACGGCAACAACCGGGCUCGUCCUGCAUGCAGCAGUACAGUCAGUGGGACCAGCAGGGACAGGAGCACCCGGAGCAGCAGCAGCAGCAGCAGCAGCAGUGCUGUUUCGGGUAGUACUGGCAUCAGCAGCAUCAGCGGCAGCGGCAGCAGUGGCAAUGGCACUGAGAGGAAAAAGGCGGAGAGGAGGAGGGGAGGGUCGCAUGGGGAGAAUCCCUUGGGAGCAGCACCAGAGGCGGCAUCCGAGCAUGGGGGUUCAGAGGGCGGCCAGUGUAGCAGCAGCAGUGGGAGCGGUUGGCGUGUGCAUGAGAGCUUCAACGAGGGCAGAAGCAGGACUGCUUCCCCGAGACCUUUAGAGAUGCCUGUUUUCGUGCCUGCGCAAGCUUUCGCCAUGCCACCCGAGCAGCAGCAGCAGCAGCAGCAGGCGGAAUUUAUGCUGAAGCUGAUGCAAGGAUGCCAUUCGGGUCCUCUGCCCUUCCGCCCAUUCACCCCUGACCCCCUGCUGCUGCAUCACCAGCAGCAGCAGCAGCAGCAGCAGCAGGCGCUGACUCAGCUGCACAGGCGCAGCAGCAGCAGCGGGGUGGAUGGGGGCUAUAUUGCUGGCAGCGCUGCGACUGGGAAUGCUUGUAUGCCGGGGAACAUUGUUGGUUGCGACAAUGACAUCAGCAGCAGUAGUAGCAGGGCGAUUGGUGGGGCGAAAGCAGUGUCUGUUGGAGAGCGAGGGUGGGGAGCCAUGCAUGGGAGCAUCCAACAGAGGUCGUUUGCAGAAAGGAAAGAUAGCAGGACGAUAGUAGGUGCAUCUGCUGGUGCUGGUGUUGGUGUUGCUGCUGGCUGGGCGGGUGGUGCUGUCGGUGCUUCUGGAAUGGAGCAGGAUUUUCGGGAGGUGGAAGCGGGGGGGACACAGGAGUGGCACGAGCAGCAGCAGCAGCAGCAGAUUCAGCAGCAGCAGAUUCAGCAGCAUGGGUUUCCAGUGUUCCCCACGUCAGCAUCCACAUCUUCCACUGUGUGCUCUGACGUAUCCCUGCCCCAGUGGAGGGACCUGCAGCAGUUGCUGCAACAUGCGCAGGCCUCCCAAUGGCAUGCGCAACCACAACAGCAGCUGCAGCAGCAGCAGCAGCUGCUGCUUCAUCAGCGGCAGCAGCAAGAAGCUGGGCUCUUAGAAGGGAGGAUCCCUGUUGGGGGCUCCAUGGUGGAGCGAAGGGCAAGGGGCGUGAAAGCCUUGACAGCGGCCAUGGCACACGCGGCAGCAGGGGGAGGAGGGAGAGGGGCUGGGGGAGGGGGAGGGGGAAGGGGAGCGGGGAGAAUAGGGGUGAUGGUGACAAGGAGAGCCACAACGGGGGGGAAUAUGGGCGCAGAGGAGGGUGGCAGGGGCAGUCGUGCAUUGGAGGAGGGUACUGGGCGAGUGAGGGUGCUGAGGGGAGUGGGGGGCGCGAGGGGGAAGGGACAGGGAGCGGGCAGGAUGGGUGUUAUUGUGGGAGUGGGAGGAGGAGAGGAGGACGAGGAAGAGGAGGACGAGGAAGAGGAGGACGAGGAAGAGGAGGAGGAGGAGAGGGAGGAGGAGGAGGUGGAGGAGGAGGAGGAGAGGGAGGAGGAGGAUCUGGAGCUUUCUUCUUCUGUGCCCUUAUUUCCCGGCUCUGCAUCUACCUCUUCCUCCUUUGCUCCUUUGCUGAGCCCUCCUCCAGUUUUCGUGCCACAUGUUGCAGUGGCAACGGCAGCAGCAGGUGCGAGCAAGGGACAACAGCAGCAGCAGCAGCAGCGGCACCACCAUUCCCAUCAGCAGCAGCAGGACGGAGUGGAUUCGUCUGCAUCCACCAUCAACUCCCGCGGCCAUGCAGCCCCCCCGAAGCAGAGACGGAAGUCCUCCUCCUCGGGAGGCUCUACCUCCGCCUUCACCUCUGCUUCCACCGCUGCUGCUGCUGAGUCUGCAAGGGACAAGUCUGCAGGGAGGGACAAGCCCACAGGAAGGGUCCGCAGGGGCUCGUUUGGGAGCUUCGACAGCAGCACCAGUAGCAGUGGCAGCAGCUGUACGUUCGGUGGCAGUGCUGCUGGUGCUGCUGCUGGUGCUGGUUCCGUUCCUACCUCUGCUGCUGCUGGUGCUCCAUGGGAAGAAAGUGCAUCCAUGCCGCCGCCUGCCUUGCAUCGACGCUGUGUCACCGUGGGCGCCUCUCCCCACACCCCUCCACCUCCUCACACCCCUCCAUCUGCUCGCCACUUCUCCCCUCCCACUCUCCCCUCCACCUGCCUCCCCAACCGCCCACCCUCGUCCCACUUCCCCAGCCCUGCUGUUCUUGCGGCACAACUCGCUGCAGCUAAUGCCCAUCUGCACCGGAUUUCUGUGGGGGGCGACACUGCUGCUGCUGCUGCUGCUGCUGCUGCUGCUGCUGCUGCCACCAUUGCCCAUCAGCCUAUGUGCGGACGCAGUGCUACUGUUGGAAGCUUACCUACCCACAUCUUCCCAGCCGCUCCCUCCCCUCUCUCCCCCCAUCCCAGCACUCCCUAUUCCCCUUUCACGCAGCAGCAGCAGCAGCAGCAGCAGCAGGGUGCGUGGGAGCAAGCAGAGAAGCUAAAGAUGCUGCGCAAUGGGGUGCUGUCAGGGCCAGUGGGGGAUGCGUAUCGGCAGCUCCUUCUCUCCAACACCCAGUCAGGCUCCAUCUCCCAAUCACAAUUCCAGCAGCAUCCACGGCAGCAGCAGCAGCAGCAGUCUGAUUACAUAUCUGUUCUGCACUCUUUCAGUGGUCCUGUACCUCGAGCUUCGUCCUAUGAGACUCCUCCCAAUCCCCGCCCAGGCACCGCGUCUCUCACUCCCAGGGGACAAAAUGUGGGGUUUAUGCCCCCAGAGAGUGCUAACAGCACCCAGCACAUGCUCUCACAGCAGCAGCAGCAGCAGCAGCAGCAGCAGCUUCUUUUGAGGCAAAGGCAGCAGCAGGAACAGCAGCAGGAGGGAAGGAAGACACACGGGCACAGUUCUCCCCACAGGGGCAGUCCACUGGCGAAGGCAGGACGGGGUGCGGUUGGGUCUAUGAGGGAGAGGGUGGGUGCAACUGAUGCUGCUGCCGCCGCCACCGCCGCCGCCGCUGCUGCUGCUGCUGCUGGUGCAGGUGUGGUAUCGGCAGCAGUUGUACCAAGAGGGUCAGCAGGAGGGGAGGCAAGACGAGCAGGAGGGAAGCGAAUAGUACGACGGGCUUCUUUGGGCGACGGGGAUGACCUGUAUUGCGCCCCUGUUGCGUCCUCUGUUGCUGGGUGGUACCGCGAAGCAGGCGGGGCGGAUGAUGGGGCGGGGAGAGAGAAUCCGGAGAAGGAGUGUGUGGUGGAAGGGAAGAGAAGGGAGAGAGAUGAGGGGAGGAGGAUGAUAGGGAGUGGAAGCAGCAUGCACGGUCGUUUGCUGGCACGCCACAUGAGAACAGGGUCUGCAGAUGCAGCGGCAGUCACAGCCGCAGCUAGAGAAGCAGCUGCUGCUGCUGCGAGAGUGCCAGGAGGAGUGCUGGCAGCACUAGCAGCUGGGACUGUGUCGAUUGGAAAUUCACCUCUUUCUAGUUCCAACCGUGGAUCCUCGCCCCUUGCAGGGUGCAUGAGACGAAGCCACACAACUGAGUGCGGCCGAGGAGGCAAGAAGGCUGGGCAAGAAGAGGAGGAGAAGGGAGGGGUUAGCAGGGAGGCAGCAGAGUGGGGAAG
This is a messenger RNA of Closterium sp. NIES-67, 6121 nucleotides long. Lineage: Eukaryota; Viridiplantae; Streptophyta; Zygnematophyceae; Desmidiales; Closteriaceae. The record is from the annotation of a GenBank genome assembly.